Phanerochaete carnosa HHB-10118-sp is the source of this 476-nucleotide messenger RNA. RefSeq lists its product as uncharacterized. The coding region runs from base 13 to 183 and encodes 56 amino acids. NCBI's taxonomy places the organism in Eukaryota, Fungi, Basidiomycota, Agaricomycetes, Polyporales, Phanerochaetaceae. The record is from RefSeq and is a predicted model, not a curated record. The transcript is spliced from 3 exons.
AGCCUGCAUAACAUGAACGACCCUCUACACAGGAUCUCUGCGUCAACACUUCUUCGUCGCCGCUCUCGCACGCGCUCUGGGCCCUCCGCUGCCGCAGGGAUGUCUUCCGGCGGCUCCAUGCCGAGGUCGACAAGAUUAUGCCCGGCUCGAACGCGAGCACUCGGAGUGGAUACGGGUGCCUGAGCCGAGGGCUUUCAUCAAUAAGUCCUUUCUUCUGCCAUACGGCGCCGCGCCGUUGCUGCUUGAAUGUCGUGCCCGCCACGGCCCAUGAAGCCUAGUUUCGAAAUUGUGAGUUCGAUAUGCUGGGUUGCGCGCUCCGACCGAGCACGAUCGUCAUGACAUGAACGUGAAGUAUGCACCUCGCCAGCCGCUUAUAACCGAACAGCGGCAGUUUUCGAAGACAAAAGUACAAAACCUGUGCCUGAAGCAGCCCCCGAUUGCCCGAAAUACCAUCGACUCACCCACCAUUCCCUAAU